Messenger RNA from Microbotryum saponariae, 4211 nucleotides. The record is from the annotation of a GenBank genome assembly. NCBI's taxonomy places the organism in Eukaryota, Fungi, Basidiomycota, Microbotryomycetes, Microbotryales, Microbotryaceae.
AUGGCGUCCUAUUACGAUGAGGGUUACGACGAAGCGACUGACGAUGUCAUCACGCAGGAGGACUGGUCAGUGCUCUCGCUGAGCGAAUGGGCUGGCCAUGUAUACGCGAGCUGACUUGGUUUCUACCCGCCAUGGAUGCUGCUGCAUCUCGAUUAUGACGACGACGGUCAUGGCGACCCCCACAGUUGGGCCGUGAUUGCAUCUUAUUUCGCCGACAAGACGCUCGUUUCUCAGCAGAUCGAUUCUUUCGACGAAUUUGUCAACAAUACCAUGCAGGAGCUCGUCGAUGAAGGCGCUUCGCUCAUCCUCGACCAGAACAUGCAGCAUACGGGCAAGGCUGGCGAUGUCACGGUUAGUCAGCAUAUGCCACCCGCUUGUAUCGCCUGUCAUGGCUCGCCUACUGCAAAUGGUCCGCCCAUGCCUUGCGCUGACGCUACGCCGCCUCUACCCCGUUGACGAUCCUGGGGUGCAUCUGCGCGUCCCACUUCGCAUGCAACGCCCCAACGAUGCCAUUCUCCGUAGAAACGCUACGAGCUCAACUUUGGCCAGAUAUACCUUUCCAAGCCAACUAUGACCGAGGCCGAUGGGACGGUAUCUCCGAUGUUUCCCAACGAGGCCCGGUUACGCAAUCUCACGUCAGUCGAGGCCCGGAGACAUGUCAUCGCAGUGGGGAAGCAAGAACCUGAGCCUGACUCGAGAUUGCCUCUCACUAUGUAGAUACUCGGCUCCUCUCUACAUUGACAUGAAGAAGCGUGUCAUGGUCCAGGACGGCGAAGAGAUCGACUCGAAAACGGGUGAACUGCAGUGGCGUGAAGAGAAGGAUGGCGUGGAUUCAGGCGAGGACGAGAAGAUUUACAUCGGCAAGGUCAGUGAUGGGAUUUUCUCACCGUCACCUCCGCUGUUUGACGAGCCGCAUAGUGAAUCUGACUCGUAGUCGAUCUGCUGCAGGUGCCGAUUAUGCUGCGCUCGGGCUUCUGCAUCCUCAAUGGGCUUGCGGAGCGUGAUGUGCUCGAAUUGAACGAGUGCCCCUACGACAAAGGAGGGUAUUUCAUCAUCAACGGCUCGGAGAAGGUUCUCAUCGCGCAAGAGCGCAUGGCGACCAAUCGAGUCUACGUCUUCGCCAAGAGUCAGCCCUCGCCCGUCACGUUCCUCGCUGAGAUCCGAAGCGCAGUGGAAAAAGGGGGCAAGACGAUCAGCUCGAUGCAAGUCAAGAUGAUGAGGCGAACGGAAAAGCAGAGUGGGCAGACGAUUCGAACCUCGCUCCCUUAUAUCCGAGCCGAUGUGCCGAUUGUGGUCGUGUUCCGCGCUCUCGACAUCAUCCCCGACAAGGACAUUCUCGAACACAUCUGCUACGACCGCAACGAUGCAGAAAUGUUCGAAAUGCUGAAACCCUGUCUCGAAGAUGCGUUUCCGAUCCAGAACCGUGACGUCGCCCUUGAUUUUAUCGGGCGUCGUGGCACGGUACCCGCCUUGACUCGCGACCGCCGCAUCAACUACGCUCAGGAGAUCCUGCAAAAGGAGAUGCUUCCGCAUGUAUCGAUGGCUCCGGGCCAAAACACGAAGAAGGCUUUUUUCUUUGGCUACAUGGUCCACCGCCUGUUGUUGGCCGCGCUCGAUCGACGGGAGCUCGAUGAUCGUGAUCACUUCGGCGCAAAACGGCUUGACUUGGCUGGGCCGCUGCUGGCUGCCCUAUUCAGGAUGCUAUUCCGCAAGUUGACCAAGGAUGUUUAUCGACACCUUCAAAAAUGCGUCGAGACCCAAAAAUCUUUCAACCUCAACACGGCCGUGCGAUCGAAUACCAUCACUAACGGGCUCAAGUACUCGCUAGCCACUGGCAAUUGGGGUGACCAGAAGAAGGCCAUGUCAGCAAAGGCCGGAGUGUCUCAGGUGCUUAAUCGCUAUACGUUCGCCUCCACCCUGUCUCAUCUUCGACGAUGCAACGCACCCAUUGGCCGUGACGGCAAGAUCGCCAAACCUCGCCAACUGCAUAACACGCACUGGGGCAUGGUUUGUCCCGCCGAAACGCCCGAAGGCCAAGCUUGUGGGCUAGUCAAAAACCUUGCCCUGAUGUCGUACAUCUCCGUCGGGUCCCCAUCGGCACCGAUCGUCGAGUUCUUGGAGGAGUGGGGCAUGGAGAAUCUUGAAGAGUUCUCAAGCGAAAUGUCCAAGGGGACGAAGGUCUUCGUCAAUGGCGUGUGGCAAGGUGUGCAUCGCGAUCCGGCUCAUUUGGUUCAGACCAUCAAGCGCCUGCGACGAUGCGGCGAUAUCGCGUAUGAGGUAUCGGUCGUACGAGAUGUGCGCGAACGAGAACUGCGGCUGCACACGGACGCUGGACGAGUUUGCAGGCCACUGUUCAUCGUAGAGGACCACCGGUUGGUACUCACGCGACACCACAUCGACGCUCUUCAGAAUGAAGAUUCCGAGGAUCGGCCCGACGAGAAGCGCCUGAAAUGGACCGACCUAAUCGAGACCGGAGUUGUCGAGUACGUUGACGCUGAAGAAGAAGAAACGGUGAUGAUUUGCAUGACGCCAGAGGACCUCGAGACGUCUCGGCUAUUCCAAGAAACUGGCCAGAUUCAAGUUGAUACGUUUGACCCCUCGGCUACUGUCAAAGGCUCGAUGGGUGUGAAUACACACACCUGGACCCACUGCGAGAUUCAUCCAAGCAUGAUUCUUGGCAUCUGCGCCAGCAUCAUCCCCUUCCCGGAUCACAACCAAUCGCCUCGUAAUACCUAUCAGUCGGCGAUGGGCAAACAAGCUAUGGGUGUCUUCUUGACAAACUAUCAAGUGCGCAUGGAUACGAUGGCCAAUGUCCUCUACUACCCACAGAAACCAUUGGCCACCACUCGCUCCAUGGAGUAUCUUCAUUUCCGAGAGCUACCCGCGGGACAGAAUGCUAUCGUCGCUAUAAUGUGCUACUCGGGUUACAACCAAGAAGAUUCAGUCAUUCUCAACCAGAGUUCGAUUGAUCGAGGUCUGUUUCGCUCGUUCUACUACCGUUCCUACAUGGAUCAAGAGAAGAAAUCCGGCGCGAUCCAGAUGGAGGAGUUCGAAAAGCCAACUCGUGAUACCACGCUGCGGCUCAAGCAUGGCACAUACGAGAAGUUAGAGGCGGAUGGAAUCAUUGGGCUCGGCGAGCGUGUUGCUGGCGAAGACAUCAUCAUUGGCAAGACUGCGCCGCUGCCCCCCGACUCUGAAGAGCUCGGCCAGCGCUCGAAGAACCACACGAAGCGCGAUGUGUCGACGCCGCUGAAGAGCACGGAGAACGGGAUUGUGGAUCAAGUGCUCGUGACCACCAACCAAGAUGGACUCAAGUUCGUAAAAAUUCGCGUCCGUUCCACGCGCGUUCCGGAGAUCGGCGACAAAUUUGCCUCACGUCACGGGCAGAAAGGCACGAUCGGUAUCACUUACCGCCACGAAGACAUGCCGUUCUCCGCCGAGGGUACAACCCCCGACAUCAUCAUCAACCCGCAUGCCAUUCCUUCUCGAAUGACGAUUGGGCAUUUGGUCGAGUGUUUGUUGUCAAAGGUAUCAACAAUCUCCGGCAACGAAGGCGAUGCGACGCCAUUCUCUGAAGUCACAGUAGAGGCAAUUUCGACUUUGCUCAAGGAGAUGGGCUACCAUUCACGGGGUCUGGAAGUCAUGUACAAUGGUCACACGGGCCGCAAACUUCAAGCCCAGGUCUACCUUGGUCCAACAUACUACCAACGUCUCAAGCACAUGGUCAACGACAAAAUUCACUCUCGAGCUCGCGGUCCUCUUCAGAUCUUGACCCGACAACCCGUGGAGGGUCGAUCGCGAGAUGGUGGUCUUCGUUUCGGAGAAAUGGAGCGUGAUUGCAUGAUCUCUCACGGCGUCGCCGGAUUCCUCCGUGAACGACUGUACAACAACAGCGAUCCCUAUCGCGUCCAUGUUUGCAACUUGUGCGGCCUGACCGCAAUUGCGAAUCUAAAGCGCCAGUCGUUCGAGUGUCGAUCGUGCAGGAACAAGACUGAGAUCUCACAGGUCCUUUUGCCAUACGCUGCCAAGCUACUCUUCCAAGAACUGCAGGCUAUGAAUGUUGCAUGCCGGUAAGUCUCCUCACUCUGAGCCAUCGUUGACUUGUUCUGGAUAUCUAUCAUUCAUCCAGAUCUCUCUCUCUCUCUAGAUUCGGUUUUGAUCCUGACGAGACCGAUAACGUCGCGCGGCAAGAUGCUGUUGUAGACCAAUAA